Lactuca virosa is the source of this 519-nucleotide messenger RNA. The record is from the annotation of a GenBank genome assembly. NCBI's taxonomy places the organism in Eukaryota, Viridiplantae, Streptophyta, Magnoliopsida, Asterales, Asteraceae.
AUGGACCGGAUCUUGACCCCAAAAUUUAGAGGGUUCAAAGACGUGAUCAUGAAUGAAGCACACAAGACACGAUACUCCAUCCAUCCGGGGUCCGACAAGAUGUACCUAGAUCUCAAACAACAAUAUUGGCGGCUAAACAUGAAAGCAGAAAUUACUACCUACGUGGGCAAGUGCCUGACUUGCUCCAAGUUACCACCAGAACUCGGCAAUGUACGCCCAGUCUUUCAUGUAUCAAAUCUGAAGAAAUUCCUAUCUGACGAGACUCUCGUUGUUCCGCUUGAUGAAAUUGAGGUGAAUGAAAAUCUCCAUUUCGUUGAGGAACCAUUUGAAAUUAUGGAUAAAGAGGUGAAACGAACAAAGAAAAGCCACAUUCCCAUUGUAAAGGUCCGAUGGAGUGCCAAGCGAGGACCUGAGUACACCUGGGAGCGCGAGGAUCUGAUGAAGCAGAAGUACCCGCACCUCUUUCCUAGUUCUCGAGGGCCUGCUCUAGAACCAAUUUCGGGACAAAAUUUCCUCUAA